CUCCAACACUUUCUUGUGGCCGAGUCAUCUUCCAAUAUGUGAACUCAAGUUCUUUAUGGUAAAUGAGUGUACUCUUAAUGCAUGCAAUAUUCUUAUUAAUGGUGACUGGACAUAGCUCUCGCGUGGUAAGUAGACUCUGGCAUGUGCCCACUUACGUCCUGAGAUCCAGAUAUUUCUCUUUAUAGUAUAAGUAAGUCGUAUAACAUUUCGGAAACACUAUUAUAUAGUUUCUCAAAUUUUAUUUAUUUAAUUUAUCCUAUUAUCGGCAUAAAUAUACGCUUGAACUUAAACAUCCACCUAUAGUUCAGGACAAUCCCAAGUUCAAGAAAAAACAGAAUUUCAUUAAUCAAACAAAAAUGUGUGCACUAGUCCCUCCAGUGUUCCCAAACUUUGGGUGGCCGUCGACAGGAGAGUACGAGAGUUACUACCUGGCCGGAGAGAACCUCGACGACUUUACGUUUCUUGAUUUUCCAGCACAAGAGACAUAUGGAGUGGAACAUCAUCAGGAGAUUCAGGAAUUGUUGGGGGUCUCUGUUGCGUCCGAGGGCAAUGGGGUCGUGACCAAGAAGCUUAAUCACAAUGCUAGUGAGCGUGACCGUCGCAAGAAGAUCAACUCUUUGUUCUCGUCUCUCCGUUCAUGUCUUCCAGCUUCUGAUCAGUCGAAGAAGUUAAGUAUUCCUCAGACGGUUUCUCGGAGCUUGAAGUACAUACCGGAGCUACAAGGAGAAGUGAAGAAGUUAAUAAAAAAGAAGGAAGAACUCUUGGUGCGAGUAUCGAGUCAAAGAGACAUUGAACAUUACGUUGAGCCGCAACCAAAGGCCGUUACACGUUACGUCGCGACCAUUUCUGCGACUAGGCUUGGAGACAACGAAGUGAUGGUCCAAAUCUCAUCGUCCAAGAUUCAUAACUUUUCAAUAUCUAAUGUGUUAAGUGGGUUAGAAGAAGAUGGGUUUGUUCUUGUGGAUGUUUCAUCUUCAAGGUCUCAUGGAGAAAGGCUCUUCUACACUUUGCAUCUUCAAAUGGGAAAUAUAGAUAAUCACAAUCUGACGUGCGAAGAGCUAAACCAGAGAAUGUUGUACUUGUAUGAGGAAUGUGGAAACUCGUUUAGAUGAUAAUCUGUUCCUGUUUCUUUUAGUUAUGUCAUCCUUUUCUCAACAUCUAACGUUCACGUAGUCGAGUUGUUUCGUUUAUUUUUCUUGUCGAAGUCAAUGACCGAUUAUUAC
Raphanus sativus (radish) is the source of this 1223-nucleotide messenger RNA. RefSeq names its product transcription factor ORG3-like. Lineage: Eukaryota; Viridiplantae; Streptophyta; Magnoliopsida; Brassicales; Brassicaceae. The coding region runs from base 357 to 1112 and encodes 251 amino acids. Gene Ontology annotation, molecular function: RNA polymerase II transcription regulatory region sequence-specific DNA binding; protein dimerization activity; DNA-binding transcription factor activity, RNA polymerase II-specific. Gene Ontology annotation, biological process: regulation of transcription by RNA polymerase II. The transcript has 2 exons. Gene Ontology annotation, cellular component: RNA polymerase II transcription regulator complex. The record is from RefSeq and is a predicted model, not a curated record.